AUGGAGACGAAGUUGUGUGAAAGUGCUUCUAAAGUCCUGGGUGCAAUAAGACAGACGAUUGCCUCUGAAAGGAUGGAGGGCACGCCGGAAAACAUUGUCAAUGCAGCAAUAUGCACGUUUCUGGAAAUGAUUAGGAGAAACGACCACUCAAAAGUGCAGGAGCUUCUUCAGAUAAUUCUUGCGCAUAAGAACUACAUUUCCGAAGAAAACAGCGGCGAGCUGAUCAGAAGAGUUCUUUUUUCCUUCAAGGAGAAGAAGAUCUACCUCCAGGGAUUCCGCAUAAUCAAGAACUUCAUAAAGAAUGGGAGAUAUCAUAUGCAGCAUUUCAGAAUUCUUGUGGAGGAGUGCUUUGGAAGAAAGGGAUUUAAGACAAGAUCGGUGGAGCUGGCGAAGAGGUAUUUGGAGAUAGGGGAGUUCAAGAGGGAGCUCCUUGAGUACAUCUCCAAGCUCAGGAGCGUUGACCAGAUAAGACACAUUAACUGUUUUUUUGAUUCGAUCAUGGAAGAGGUUGGCGUGGAGUCGAAGCUUGACGAGUUUGUGGGCCCGGAUCUUUUCAACAGAAUUGAGCCUGAAGAAGCUAGAGAGCUGUAUUCCGAAUGCUGUGACCUUCUCUACAACUAUACACUAGAAAAGAUGAAGGCACCCGAGCCCGAUGAAAGGGUCUUUGAGUACAUAAUGAAGAAGCUUUUGAUACUCUUUGAAGUCUCUCUUCCUAGAGGAGGAAAGCUCCUGAAGAUAUUCUCGCUGUUGGCGGAGAAGGACUUGGUCAUUUCUUUAAGGACCGGGAUGCAUCUGAUGAGGCUUGACGGCAACCUCAAAAAGGAAGUUGUGAAGGAGAUAUGUGAGGCGAAGUUGAAGAACGACCAAAUAUACGAGUUUAUUAGGUCCAUCAGGCACAUUCUUGUCCCUGAGUUCAUGGACUUGAUAAGGCAUAUGGCAAGGUGUUUUGUGGAAGGAGAUGAUAGAUACCGAUUUUCGCUUGGAGCCAUUGCAGGGAUUAUAGGGCUGGAAGACUUGUUCUUAGUGCUGGAGGACAUUCCUAUAGAAAUGGGGGCAUGGGCACCCAUCAUUAGGUGUUCUUCGAAUGGAGACAUAUCAUUCUUCAUAAAGCUAUACAAUGAGAUAGAGGAAACGAAGGGAGCGGGUUCCAUAGAUAAGACCAUCCUUCUGAACUGUCUUCCCGCAUUCUGUAACUAUGGGACAGACCGCAACAAUUCAAUCAAGGCGCUUCUUCAGAUAAUGAAGGCCAACAUGGCCAACAUGAAUGUCUUUAGCUCUAUCUGCACAGGACUAAGAAAACUAAUACAUUCCCACGAGAAUAAUAUCAAAAACAGCUUAAUUCUUAGAAGUCCUAUUCCACUAGACGAGUCGCAAAGAAUUCUCUCUUCAAUUCAGGAGUCUGCAAUCGCCUUGGAUAUUCUUUCGAUGGCAUUGACAAGAAGCUCUGAUGAGCUAGACCAAACUCUGUUUAAACUACUGGAAACGAACGACUUCGGGGUUUCGCACAGGAUAUUCCAAUACAUUCUUCUCUAUCCACAGAUCGAGUCGGUUUCAUUCGGGAGCUGGAACCUCGCGGGAAUUUCUGAUGCAUUGAAGGUUGCAAGAUACUUUGUCCCAACGAUGGGGUGCGACUUUGAGUUCUACAGCAAGCUCAUGGAGCUUUCUCUUUCUGAGGACGGAUGUGUUCAGAAAAGGUCGUAUCAGCUGCUCUAUUACAUGAAGCAGUACCAAAAGAUUGAUCUGUGCAUCUGCGACACGCUUUUCUCGCACGAGAUUGACGAGAAGACGAGGGAUUGCUCGCAGAAGUGGCGAAUUUCUCUCAUCUAUUCCAUUUACACGAUGGGAUGCAAGUGCUUCCCAAGCAGGAAGAAGGAGUAUCUCAACAAAAUGCUCCCAAUGCUUAUUAUAGGGCUGAAGACAGGAAAUGCAAAGACCAAAAGGAUCUGCUCGGAAAACCUGGAGGAGCUUGUAUCUGGAUUCUGUGGCCCAGACUUCGACUUCUAUUUGAGGCUGGUAACUGCUGGGAUGGGGUCUGAGAAUGUGGUUCUUAGGUGUGGGAUACUAGAGGCGUCUGUCCUGCUGAUGGAAAACCAUAAGGAAAGACUCCCGCAAGAGUUCAUCCAGUCUAUAUACGACGCAUGUCUAUGCACAAGCAAGCUUGGGAGAGAAGUUGUUCCACAUGUUCUCAAGCUUCUGAGCAUCCUUGUUGAAAUGUACCCAACGAAUCUUCAAGGAUGCCUCGAUACAUUGGAGUUGUAUGCAGAUAGGUUUAGAAGAAGACACUCCAAAGACAUCCAAUCCAUCGUGCUAAAGCUCAUGAACAGAGAUGUAGAAGUCCCAAAGAGCCUCAAAGCUCUCCUAAAGGAAAAGAGGAUAAGAAGGCCUUUGCCAACCCUGCAGAUAACAAAGAAAAACGAUGUGAUGAUCACACAAGAAAAGAAGAAGCAAAGCAGUACAUUUGUCAGGCAUAGGAAAACAAUAGGGAAGAACAAAAAGCACAAGAAAUAA
Encephalitozoon hellem ATCC 50504 is the source of this 2508-nucleotide messenger RNA. RefSeq lists its product as uncharacterized. Bases 1 to 2508 code for a protein of 835 amino acids. Lineage: Eukaryota; Fungi; Microsporidia; Unikaryonidae. The record is from RefSeq and is a predicted model, not a curated record. The transcript has a single exon.